AACGCGGUCUGGAAACACGUGACCGGGCUUUGUGGAAGCUACGCUUCAUAAGUGUGAAGACAGAGAGAAAUAGAUUGGAGAGACGCUGGAGGCGGCAGCAGCAGCAGUAGCAGCAGGAGGAGCAGGAACAGCAACCUGUUUCCACAAAGCAGGAGCGCACUCCAAGAGCGAAAAGGCACUUCUGCAGACAACCGAAAAACUUAACUUGCGCAGAGAAUUUGAAAAGCAAACUAAUUAUUAUGAUAAAAGUGACGAUUUGCGUUUAAAGCGUUCACGGUGGUUGUCUCUCCUUUUAUGUAAGAUCUGAGUUGGUUGGAGGAUGCGUUUCUGACUUGGACUAACGCGCGGUGAAAAAGGGCGAUUCUGUGCACUUGGGAAAAUUAUGUAAGGUUGUCCAGACAUCUUAGACUGCAGUAUAACCCUCAGACGCAGCCAUGAAAUCUGUGCUGGAUGGUGUGGCAGACACCACCUUUCGGACUAUUACAUCUGGUUUGCAGUAUCUGGGCUCCAACGAUGCUAACUAUGACGACCCGAUCAGUGAUGUAGACUUCAAGGGCAGCUUCUCUCUGCAGAAGCCGUUAUCUGCUUUCCGCAGCAACUCUUUCCCAAACAAAGUACCUCCAGACGAGGAGCUCAUCCUCAAGGGCAUCCCCUUCUACCCUACCAAUGCCACAGACUUGUUUGGCAACAGGAGUACAUUCAAAGAUGAGACUAACAAUAUACAGUGUGGGGAGAACUUUAUGGACAUGGAGUGUUUCAUGAUCCUGACUCCUAGCCAGCAGCUGGCUGUGGCUGUGAUGUCUCUGACCCUGGGCACCUUCACUGUUCUGGAAAACCUGGUGGUGCUCUGCGUCAUCCUGCAGUCCCGCACCCUCCGCUGUCGACCGUCCUACCAUUUCAUCGGCAGUCUUGCUGUGGCUGACCUGCUGGGCAGUGUUAUCUUUGUCUACAGCUUUUUGGACUUCCAUGUUUUCCACAGGAAGGACAGCCCCAAUGUUUUUCUCUUCAAGCUGGGUGGAGUCACGGCAUCGUUCACAGCGUCAGUAGGGAGCCUUUUCCUCACUGCUAUUGACCGCUACAUCUCAAUUCACCGGCCACUCGCCUACAGGCGCAUUGUGACACGGACCAAGGCUGUCAUAGCCUUCUGUAUGAUGUGGACAAUCUCCAUCGUCAUCGCAGUGCUACCUCUGCUGGGCUGGAACUGUAAGCGUCUCAAUUCUGUUUGCUCAGACAUAUUCCCCCUCAUCGAUGAGAACUACCUGAUGUUCUGGAUCGGUGUAACCAGCGUGCUGCUUAUUUUCAUUAUCUACGCCUACAUAUAUAUCCUGUGGAAAGCUCAUCACCAUGCUGUCCGCAUGCUGAGCCGUGCCUCCCAGAAGAGCCUUGUUGUCUAUUCAGCAGAUGGGACCAAAGUGCAGACCACACGCCCUGAUCAGGCACGCAUGGACAUCCGUCUGGCCAAGACCCUGGUGCUUAUCCUGGUGGUGCUGGUAAUCUGCUGGGGUCCAUUGCUUGCCAUCAUGGUCUAUGACCUCUUCUGGAGGAUGGACGAUGACAUCAAGACAGUGUUUGCAUUUUGCAGCAUGCUCUGCCUGCUCAACUCCACUGUCAACCCAAUCAUCUACGCCUUGAGGAGCAAGGACCUGAGGCAUGCUUUCCUCAGCUCCUGCAAUGCCUGCAGGGGCAGUGGCCAGCAGUUGGACAAUAGCCUUGAGUCAGACUGCCAGAACAGACAUACCCACAUUUCUGCCAACAGGGCUGCAGAGAGUUGCGUGAAGACCACUGUGAAAAUAGCCAAAGUAACAAUGUCUGUAUCAACUGAAACUUCUGCAGAAGCUGUCUAAUUGGCCAUGACGGGGAAAACUGUGUAAAUGUCAUCUCUCCCCUCCCCAAACAAUGCCAUUCCACAACGUAAAGCAGAGGUUAGGCAUUCAUCUCCCGAAAAUUCCGACUUACAUCCUCACGUAGAUGCUUUAGUGGUUGCAUAAUUUACGUUUGUGUAUGAGUACAUAGUGUGCCAAAGUGCCAAAUGGUAUUGCAAGGUCAUGUAAAGGACUCAUAUAACUGGAAGGGGUCAUUAAAGACUAUCAUAAGUCUGCUGUUUACCAGAGACUUCAUGAUAUCCAAUUAGUGAAGGCAUAUUAUAUUUUUGUACUGUGAAUUCAGGUUUUGAAAACAAUAUUUCAUUUAUGGGAUAAGGGGCUACUGACAUUUUUAAGUAGAGAUGUUUUACUGUGUCAUUUAGACUUUAACACGUCUUGCACCAUAAAAGUACGAAAUCCUCGCAUCUUGACUUUCUACAGGCUCCAUGUACAUGUUGCAUAUCGACAUUUCUAUAAGCAAAUAGAAGGAAAAAAACAAGUUUAAUUGAUGCAAACUGUCUUUGCCAUAUAACAUGUUACUUUUGUACUUCUGACAACACUCAGUGAGUGGCAAACGUGUGAGGAGAUUUUUGAGAAAUCAAAGGUGGUUUGUGUUCCAAGACAGAAAACAUUAUCGCCAUAAUGAAGCAAACUCUAAGGCAAAUAGAUUCACAGCUUUUGGCAUCGUGAAAUCUGAAAUGGCAUCUUCCGCAGGAGAGUGACUGUCCCCGAUGUCUGUUUCUUUACUCGCUGGCUGUUACACCCUCAGAGUAAUGUGUCUUUGUUCCGAUGUAUACCUAACAACUGUACAGUGUUUUCUUGCAAAAUAAAGUGUUCAGAUUGACUCAUUCAACUACAAAGCCGAGACAACAAUAACAAAAAAGCUUUUGUUCGAGGCUUGAACAGCUCAAAAACUGAAUUUGGACGCAGUGUGCUGGUCACUACUGUAAGAAACUGACUCUAGCUGCUUUCAUCAAAUGUAUGAUUUUACUGGAUUCAGCCUUGUACGUGUGUGAUACCUUGUGACUUGGUGAUAUGUUUCCAGUCCUGAACCUUUUGAUCAUUGCAGUGAGGUGUUUUAGUGCUACUGUUGCAGCGGGGCAUCAUGUUGGAAAAUAACCCAUGCACGGGGCUAGUGAAGUAGUUUUGGCGUAACUCUACAUUUAAAAAAAAAAGUCUACUUUUAUUUUAUGUAUGAAAACAAAGAAACUAAGGUCUUUUCAUUAGCUGGUACUUUGAAUGAGAGUUUUUGUGUAUGCGUUCUGUGGAGCAUUGACAACUGACCUUACAAAAGAAGCUCAGAAGAUGUGAUUUUUCUAAUAGGUGAUGUAGUACUUUUAAUCUAGAAAUCUCACAGCACAAUUGUUCUGUAGACAUUUAUCUCGGUGUAAACUUAUCCAGACAGCUGUUUAUCAGUAUGCUUUGCUGCCUCUUGUAAUUUUGAGUAUUGAAGAUCAAAAUGUCAACUGUCAAGUGGCUUCUGUACAUUGGUGGCAUAAUGAGGAAUGACUUUAAAAAUCCCAAUCAGUCAAGUGUUUUUAGUAUUGCUGUUCUCAAACUUUUGAAUAAAGUCGCAGC
Molecule: messenger RNA, 3440 nt
Organism: Pelmatolapia mariae (spotted tilapia)
Lineage: Eukaryota; Metazoa; Chordata; Actinopteri; Cichliformes; Cichlidae
Gene: cnr1
Product: cannabinoid receptor 1
Exons: 2
Coding region: 435-1844 (469 amino acids)
Biological process (GO): adenylate cyclase-activating G protein-coupled receptor signaling pathway; regulation of metabolic process
Cellular component (GO): cytoplasm; plasma membrane
Molecular function (GO): cannabinoid receptor activity
Source: RefSeq, a predicted model, not a curated record